UUUCUGCCUGUGGACGCUGCCGAGGAAGCAUCGUUAAAGUCUCUCUUCCCACUGCCGUCAUGUCUAAGUCAGAGUCUCCUAAAGAGCCUGAACAGCUGCGGAAGCUAUUCAUUGGAGGGUUGAGCUUUGAAACGACUGAUGAGAGUCUGAGGAGCCAUUUUGAGCAAUGGGGAACGCUCACAGACUGCGUGGUAAUGAGAGAUCCGAACACCAAGCGCUCCAGGGGCUUUGGGUUUGUCACAUACGCCACCGUGGAGGAGGUGGAUGCAGCAAUGAAUGCAAGGCCACACAAAGUGGAUGGAAGAGUUGUGGAACCAAAGAGAGCUGUUUCCAGAGAGGAUUCUCAAAGACCUGGUGCCCACUUAACUGUGAAAAAGAUCUUUGUUGGUGGCAUUAAAGAAGAUACUGAAGAACAUCACUUAAGAGACUAUUUUGAACAGUAUGGGAAAAUUGAAGUGACUGAAAUCAUGACUGACCGAGGCAGUGGGAAGAAGAGGGGCUUUGCUUUUGUUACGUUUGAUGACCAUGAUUCUGUGGAUAAGAUUGUCAUUCAGAAAUACCAUACUGUGAAUGGCCACAACUGUGAAGUAAGGAAAGCCCUGUCAAAGCAAGAGAUGGCUAGUGCUUCCUCCAGCCAAAGAGGUCGAAGUGGUUCUGGAAACUUUGGUGGGGGUCGUGGAGGUGGUUUUGGUGGAAACGACAACUUUGGCCGUGGAGGAAACUUCAGUGGUCGUGGUGGCUUUGGUGGCAGCCGUGGUGGUGGUGGAUAUGGUGGCAGUGGGGAUGGCUACAAUGGAUUUGGUAAUGAUGGAAGCAAUUUUGGAGGUGGUGGAAGUUACAAUGAUUUUGGCAAUUACAACAAUCAGUCAUCAAAUUUUGGACCUAUGAAGGGAGGAAAUUUUGGAGGCAGAAGCUCUGGCCCUUAUGGUGGUGGCGGCCAAUACUUUGCCAAACCACGAAACCAAGGUGGCUAUGGUGGUUCCAGUAGCAGCAGUAGCUAUGGCAGUGGCAGAAGGUUUUAAUUAUUCCCAGGAAACAAAGCUUAGCAGGAGAGGAGAGCCAGAGAAGUGAGAGGGAAGCUACAGGUUACAACAGAUUUGUGAACUCAGCCAAGCACAGUGGUGGCAGGGCCUAGCUGCUACAAAGAAGACAUGUUUUAGACAAUACUCAUGUGUAUGGGCAAAAAACUCGAGGACUGUAUUUGUGACUAAUUGUAUAACAGGUUAUUUUAGUUUCUGUUCUGUGGAAAGUGUAAAGCAUUCCAACAAAGGGUUUUAAUGUAGAUUUUUUUUUUUUUUGCACCCAUGCUGUUGAUUGCUAAAUGUAAUAGUCUGAUCAUGACGCUGAAUAAAUGUGUCUAUUUAAAAAAAAAAAAA
Molecule: messenger RNA, 1376 nt
Organism: Nycticebus coucang (slow loris)
Lineage: Eukaryota; Metazoa; Chordata; Mammalia; Primates; Lorisidae
Product: heterogeneous nuclear ribonucleoprotein A1-like
Exons: 1
Coding region: 60-1022 (320 amino acids)
Molecular function (GO): RNA binding
Source: RefSeq, a predicted model, not a curated record